Molecule: messenger RNA, 990 nt
Organism: Sarcophilus harrisii (Tasmanian devil)
Lineage: Eukaryota; Metazoa; Chordata; Mammalia; Dasyuromorphia; Dasyuridae
Product: olfactory receptor 14I1-like
Exons: 1
Coding region: 1-990 (329 amino acids)
Biological process (GO): G protein-coupled receptor signaling pathway
Cellular component (GO): membrane
Molecular function (GO): G protein-coupled receptor activity; odorant binding; olfactory receptor activity
Source: RefSeq, a predicted model, not a curated record
AUGAGUUAUAUGAUCCUGGACGACAAGAGCAAUUGUACCAUCAUCAUGGAAUUCUUCCUUAUGGAGUUUUCCAGUAUCCGAGAGCUGCAGGUCUUGCAUGCUAUUCUUUUCUUGCUCAUAUACAUUGCAGCUGUAAUGGGAAAUCUCCUCACUAUCACUGCCAUUGUCACUGACCCACAACUUCACUCACCAAUGUAUUUUUUUCUGAGCAACCUUUCCCUGUCAGAUCUUGGCUGCAUCUCAGUCACUCUUCCCAAAUUCAUUGUAAAUUCAUUGACAGGCAAUCAAGCCAUUUCUGUCCUGGGCUGUGCUGCUCAGGUUUUCUUCUUUCUCUUCUUUGCAGCUAUAGAAUUUGCUUUACUUGUGGCGAUGUCCUAUGACCGCUUUGUGGCCAUUUGCCAUCCCUUGCACUAUGGGGUCACCAUGACACCAUUACGCUGUCUUUGGGCCGCAGCUGGUUCAUGGGUUUGUUCGUUCAUCUAUUCAGCUCUACACGCAGGAAACAUGUUCCGUUUGCCUUUCUCGGGAUCCAAUAUGAUCCAUCAGUUUUUUUGUGACAUCCCUCAUGUCUUGAAGGUCUCAUCUCCUGAGGUUCGUGAUACUGAGUAUGUACUACUUGUCGCCAGUUCAGGUUUAGUUUUAAUCUGCUUUGGCUUUUUAAUUGUAUCCUACACUUAUAUCUUCUCCACUGUAUUUAAAAUGCCCUCUGAGGAAGGGCGCUACAAAGCUUUGUCUACCUGUUCACCUCAACUGAUUAUACUGCUCUUAUUCCUUCUUGCUGGCAUGGUCACUAUUUUUGGACCUAUAACAGACACUUCCCCAGUGCAGAAUCUUUUGAUUUCAGUGACUUACACAAUAUUGCCUCCAUUUAUGAAUCCUAUUAUUUAUAGUCUGAGGAACAUGAAAAUCAAGAUUGCAUUGAGUAAGAUAAUCAAAACUACCAUUUUUCCCAAGAAGGAAAUGUGUAAGUUUGAAGCAAUUGUUAAGUAA